Molecule: messenger RNA, 237 nt
Organism: Knipowitschia caucasica
Lineage: Eukaryota; Metazoa; Chordata; Actinopteri; Gobiiformes; Gobiidae
Source: the annotation of a GenBank genome assembly
AUGAGAGCAGCGGCUCCGGCUCGGGCAGCGGCUGCACAGACGACUGUCCCACCACAGAGGCCACCAGCCCUGCGUCCGAAGCCCCCGUGGUGGAGGCGGACCGCAGUGAACCCGUGGGGGCCUCUUCCUCGCUCCACACGCCGACCGCCCUCCUGCUCUGGGCCCUCACACUUCUACAGCAGUGGAGAUAAUGCUGGAGGAUACGUGUUUGGAGCCACAGAGGAGCCUGAAGCCUGA